UUUUUCUAAUUAUUUGUCGGAAAUGCAUAAUAAAGUAAUGAGAAACUUGCAAAAGUUCAAUCUUUUUCAGUGUUCUAUUGGGUUUUAGAGUGAAGCAGGCCUUGGCUUCAAGGAACUUGCGUUUGCUCUGUUCACGAUUCCGUUGCGCGCCGCUGUUGGUUGUUAAUGGACGAGUGCGUUGUUCGGCUGUUUUUAGAAAAGUCGCCAUUGUUGUUCAAUAAAAUACGCUGAAAAAUUACAAUUACCCUUUUUUCGUUUAAGAUUUGUUAAAUAAGAUAUUGUUAACGUAACUAUAAAGGUAGUGGGAAGUUGUGAAAAUAAAAUACAAGUGAGGUAUCUUUGUAAUAAGUGUGUAAAGUGGUGCAAUGUUUGUUAGAUGCGUAUUCGGUCUAUGAGCUGAGCUCCGUAGUACGUUUCGUAAGCUUGUACUCGUCACGUGGGAGUGUACCGUUCAAAAUACAUUUUAGUUACGUGUAAUUAAAAAAAGUGCAAUAAUUGAAGUUUUUACUAUAAAUAAUUUAUAGCAGAGUAUUUCUACAGUUUCCCUACUAUUUAACGUGUUUUUAGGCACAUUGAAUAUAGCUUCAGGAAGUUUCACUUUUAUGUUUUCGUUAUGGAGUUAGCCGGCGACUAGUUCUAAAUUUUUAAAUAGCCACAGCUGUAUUUAUUUAUGGAAUUUAAUUUGAGUUUAUUGAUCAAGUACUCUGACCAACGAGUUUUUUUUGCAGUUGUUAGUGACAUGAAAGACUUUGUUAUUAAAACUGGAUGAAUGGGAUUGCGUACAGCCUCGGUGAGGCGUCCCCAUGUGGCGGUCAUGGCCCCAGCCCUAACAGAAACAGCUCAAACCCAAAACUUUAAUUUACCAUCGAAAGCUCAUUUGGAACCGGCAUCUCCAAUAAACAGUUACGAAAAAAAUAACAAGUACCAGGCUACUACAAAAGAAGCAUAUUAUAAAAGUGAUGAUCAUUUAAGCCCUUUCAAUUUGGAGAGUGAUGAACUGAGUAAUGCAAUUGGUAAUCUUAACACGCUUGUUUUGGCUUCAGAGAAAUUUAUACUGGGUAAGUGUUUGACUGAAAUAAGUGGUGCCUCGGACAACACUUCAAACCAAAAUUCCAAUAUAAUGAGCCUUAGCCCAUCACCUAUGGGCGACCAAGAGAAUAAAAUGGGUCUUCAAAAAACUGGAUUGGAUGUUUCCAGCAUACAUAAAAGUUCUAGUGAUGUAGACCAGUUGUUAAAUAAUUUUGGUUCAGUGUUACCUGAAUCGGAAACGACAGGUGAUUUAGGACAUAAUGUAGAUGACAUUAUGCAGGUGAUUAAAUCUAUAGAGGGCAGUGAAAGGUUAAACAAUACCCCCAAUGAUUUAAACAGUGAAAAUGACGAGGUAUUUCCUAUAGCUGGAACAGAUUUAACGAAUAAUUUAUCUUCAUUCGAAAAAGAACUUUUGGAAGGUGUUGAUAUGAUGAAUAUAACUAUGGAAGAUCAACAGGAUGAACUAGAAACGGUCGAUAGGCAGAAAGAAUCUCAAGCCAAAGAAGUACUAGCUGAUUUACAAAAGAAACAUGCGAAAAUAGAAAGGCGGUUAGACUUUUUAAGAAGACGUGUUUAUAAAUUACAGAGCCGAUUUAUGGGGCAACAUAUCAGUGGUGAGAUAGUAGGAGUUUUUGAGAAUGUUCACAGAACACUAAAAAGGACAAAGGAGACUUACGAGAUUCCAAAACAAGAUUCGCUAGGUGGAACGUUAGUCGGUAACGAGUCUCUAAUAGUAGAAAAACCAAAACCGAUGUCUUAUGGAUCUGCCAAAACGUUGGUGCGGAAGUUAGAGAUGUCUGCAGUUGUACAAGCUAAUACUGCAUCUAGGCAAAAACAUACUUCGAAAUACUUUGGAUCAGGAUCUGUCGAAUUGCCCACAUUCCGUAGCAACGUGUCUGGUAUGCUCACUCUACUACCUUGGCCUGUAGAAGCCAAAUAUGAACUGCAAAAGGUAGCAGGGCAAUUGCAAACGCAACUAGGAUUGGUGCAAGAAGAAGUUGAUUCUGAAGCCACCGAGAGUAGCUCUGGCAGUGAAAGCUGUGAUGAAAUGCAAAGUUACAAUAAUCCUCAUCAGCAGUACCUUAGUAUACAAAAACGGGCCCUUUGGAAAUACUCGACCGAGCGAGCAGCCAUCGCCGCGAGAUGGACGUGGCUGCAGGCGCAGAUAGCGGACCUGGAGUACCGCAUCCGACAGCACACGGACCUCCACAAGCAGAUCCGGUCGAGCAAGGGCUCCAUCCAGCUGGGGGGCACCAGCCCGCCGUCGACGACCGUCCCCUCGUCGCCCACCACCGUCAACGGCUACCGCGGACAGCUCCCCGGCAGCUCGCCGCUGUCCGCGAAGGUGAUGGAUAACCCCGCCGGCAACGGCGCCUUUUCAGAGUACCAGUACCAAUGUUCAAGAACUAGACCUUUAGUGAACUUUAGAAAGAGGAAGUUGCUGCAGAUCUCGGGUCUGCAUGCGGUGUCGAAAAAGGCCGCGAGGCCGAGCACGAUUCGGUGCGGGUGUGUUCCAUUGAGUGUGCCGUGCGCCCUUUGCACCGGACGGACGGAUCCCACCCACCCCAGGGACCCGCCCGACACCCUCAGCAAGUCGGAGAGGGUCGCACUGCUGGAUCCUUGCUUCCAUCCGGUUUUUUCAUUGCCCGAAGAUACUUCUCAAAACAUUCACCUCGAAGCCAUAAUGAAGAUGUCGGAAUGGCAGCAGCGGAGUACAAGAAUGAAAACGUUGAAGAUCCUGUCGAAGCCGGAGAGACUGGAACACAAGUCGUUGGAGCACAGGACGAAGAAGCUGGAACACCGAAAAUACGGACGUCUCUUAAAACCUAGUACCAUGUCUGCCUUAUCUGCAAAAAUCAAGAACAAGAUCCGCGGCAGGAAGGCGGGUAGGCACUCGCUCAACCGGCUGCACAGGAAGCGUCACUCCGCCAAGGACGGCGCCGGCCAGUCGAACUCCCUGUCCGCGGACGGCGCCGACGAGGAGGUGGAGUCCAUCGGCAACAACAGCAACGCCGGCACGAGAUCGUUGGACUCCCCCAGCUCGUCGCCCCUGCUUCAGAUGCAGUCCAUCUCGGGCUACAACCGCAGCAGGAAUCGGAUACAGUCGUACGACAUAGACAACAUCGUCAUACCGUACAGCGUGGCGGCAUCGACGCGUGUGGAGAAGCUCCAGUACAAGGAAAUUUUGACGCCCAAGUGGAGAAUUGCCGAAUCAGAUUUUGAUAACAAAUCUGAUUCAAAGAACAACAACGGGAACGGCAAAGAUUCUAGUCAAGACAGCGAUUUUGAAGACCUCUCGGAAGCGGCUGUGAUCGACCGGCACGAGAGGUGCGAGUACGACGAGAAGAAGAGAUUCCUCAGCUACCUGAAGCUCCCGAUAGGCUACGGCCGCGCCCGCUCCCAGAAACGCACCGACAGCCGCGCCGAGUCCAGCGGCGCCAACACCCCCGAUCCCAUGUCCCCCCACAACAUCGACCAGCAGGAGAACACCAACUCGCCCAUGACGUCGCCGCCCGCCACACCCCUCUCCAUCCAGAUGGAGGACUCGGGUCCCCUACCUUCGAUAGCGGUGAUGAGGAAACGGACCAUCUCCCAGUCCCGCUUCGCCAAGGACAAGGAGCCUAAGGAGGAGACGGUCUGCAACACCCCGGAGGAGGUGGAGGUGACGCCGUACGACAGGCGCACCUUCCCCAUCAACGAGGAGACCUACGAGAAAAUGCUGAAGCACAUGCCGGAGAACCACCAGUUCAAAACCAACAGCAGGGCGCAGGAUUCGUCGGACUGCGAGGGCAACUCGGGUUAUCUGGACAGGAAGAUGGAUUCGCCGGAUAGCGAGUCUACCGAGUCGGCGAUCGGCGAUGGGGACGAGGACCCCAACGAUCCCGAGUGGAUCGACAUGGAGCGGGCCAACAGGGAGCGCUACAAGAGAUAGGAAACGUCUCUUUUUAGUACUGAUUUCUUGAUUUAUUUUAAAAAGUGCUGUUGUACACAUCGAGGAUCUUUAUAAGGAGCUGGAUUUUAAGAUCGGACAAUUUGUAAAAUGUUAACUAUUGUAAUUGUUUAAAGAGUCUGGUCACACGUUUUCGUUGUCUCAGUUAAGCAUAGCUUGGCACACACUUUUAUUCUGUAACGGGAGCUUCGGAUUUUGUAUUGGUUACGUAAAGUCUGUGAUUUUGUAAUUAUUUCUAUAAGCACCGUCAAUACUGUUGUUGCUUUUUGGUAUUGACCGAAUUAGCCAGUUAAAAGCAAAAUACAGAAUUCAAAGCUUGGUUUUUUUUUGUCUGUUGUAUUUUUCCACUUGUAUUAUAUCGAUUACGAUAGGGUACCUCAGUUUUUUUUUUUACUGUUUGUUUAAUAAAGUUUACUUUCACCAUAUGCAGUUAAACGUUUUUGACUUACGAUUUGCCACGGUAACGUACGUUUCACUCGCUCCUCCGGGUCGGCACGGAGUAGUAGAAUAUGUACCGAUUGUAAAUAAAAUUUGCCGAGUAAUCUUUAUCGGGCAUAAAUUGGAAAAGUGUCAGAUUUAAAUAAUCAUUAAUGUGUGUAUUCACAUGUAGCUUAUAAUAGAGAUUUAAAUAAAUAAGAGAUGAUUUAGGUCUACAAAUAUAUAUAUUAUAAAUUUUUUUGUCUUGGAAAAUUAAAAAAAUAUUUUUAAUACUAUUUGAUUAUUUGAAUAAUGAUUUUUGUUUGUUUUGUUUUAAAGGUGUUUACUGUAACUCAGAGCAACGUUUUACUGGGACUAAAAAAAAAAAUAAGAUUAAAUUACAUUUUUUUGUCACUCUAAUCAAAACUCUGACGAUACUAAAAUAAUGGGCUAGAACUGAUAAGAAACUACAGGAGUAUUGUAAACUACUAGAAAUGUAGAAAAAAUCAAACAAAAAAAAAGUUGCACAAUAUUUUGCUGAACUUUUCUUGAAUGUAUCUGAAAUGCAAUGAAAAAAGUUGGAAACAGACACUCAUCUUUAAAAACAAGUUGCGCAAUAUUUUGCUGAAACUUCUUGAACGUGUCUGAAAUGCAAUGAAAAAAGUUGGAAACAAGACACUCAUCUUUAAAAAAAAGUUGUGCAAUAUUUUGCUGAAACUUUUCUUGAAAGUUUAUGAAUUGUAUUGAAAAAAGUUGCAAACAGUCAUCUUUAAAACAGAAUGUCGCACUUUUAUAAAAUUUCUUGUUCAACAAUCAGAGGAGUUGGUUUUAAACGUUAUUUUUAUUUCAGUGAUUAAAAUGUCAAUACGAUUUCGAUAAAUCUGACAUCCGCUAAAAUGGAAAUAUUUUAAAUUAUUCCUGUGGUCGUUUAAUGUGACUUCAUAAAAGUACAACAGUUUGUUGGAUUUGUAACCUUUUUCUUCAUUAAACCAUGUGAAAUAUACAAAAAAAGUUGUUUAUUGCAUUUAAAAAAAAUAGUAAAAGAGAAAAUUUAACCAGUGGUGCCUUGUGAUCAAAAACGUCCAGAUUUUUUAUUUAUUUCAGGAAUUGGCAAUAUCAGAUCUGAAGUGUUCAACAAAUUAUUGCACAACUUUUUUGUAAUUUAUGCCACCCUGUAUCUGUCACUGCAAUCUCUCAUUAAAUAGCUCUAACCUGGAACAUUUCUUAAAUUGCGCAACUUUUUUAUCAUUUGAACUAGGAAUAGUCUACGACGCAGCUGCAAUCUCCCGUUAAAUAGUUCUAACUUGGUACAUUUCUCUUCCUGAUUUCAUGAAGUUUUGGCAAUAUAUUGCGCAAUUUGUUUAUAUUUUAUCCCCGGUUAGUUUUAGCAAAAUAUUGGGCAACUUUUUUGUAAUUUGGGCGACUAAAUAUUUCUAACUACAUUUCUCUUCUUGCUUUCAUAAAGUUUCGGCAAAAUAUUGCGCAAUUUUUUUUAUAAUUUAUCCCGGGUUAAAUAGUUCCAAUUCAGUGCACUUUUAAAUAAAAAAGAUCCUGAUGAAGUUACAACAAAAUAUUGGGCUACUUUUUUGUAAUUGGGGCAACUAUGUACCUCUUAAAAGUCUACGAUGUCUCUGCAAUCUCCCAUUAAAUAGUUCUAACCCAGUAUAUUUCUUAAAUUGCGCAACUUCUUUGUCCUUUGAACUACCGUGUAACGCUAGUAGUCUACGAUGCAGUUCUAACUACGAUUCUAAACUGGUACAUCUCUAAUCUUGAUUUCAUAAAGUAUCAGCAAAAUAUUGCGCAACUUUAUGAUUUUAGUCACCAUGUAUCUCAAAUAGUCUACGACGUCCCAUCAAUUUCCCAUCGAAUAGUUCUGGUAUAUUUCUUAAAAGGGAUCCUAAUUUCUCAUCCUGAUUUCAUGAAGUUUCAGCAAAAUAUUGCGCAAUUUUUUUAUAAUUUAAACCAGCAUGUAUCUACGAUUUCCCUGCAAUUUCUUGUUGAAUCUGGUAUAUUUCUUAAGAGAUCUGAAUUUCAGGGAGUUUCAGCAAAAUAUUGUGCAAUUUUUUUAUACUUUGAGCCACUGUAUCUACGAUGCAGUUGCACACUCUCGUCGUUGUUUUAACCCGGUACAUUUUUCAAUAAAUAGGUCGUGAUUAAGUUUGAGCAAAAUAUUGGCCAACUUUUUUGUAAUUUGGGCCACUAUGUACCUCUAACAGUCUACGAUGUCCCUGUCUCUCGUUAAGUAUUUCUAACCUCUCAAUGAUUUUUCACUGAAAAAGAUCCUGAUUUCAGUAAGUUUCAGCAAAAUAUUGCGCAACUUUUUUGUGAUUUCAUCCACCCUGUAUAUCUAAUGGUGUAAAAAAUCCCUGUAAUCUCCCAUAAAAUAAUAAGGAAGAUCCCAAUUCUAAAAACACCAUGUAUUGUGGUUAAAUUCAGUCAGUUCACUGAUUCUGAAAAAUGUAAUGGAGAUUUAUGUAGACACUUUUAUUUGUGAAAAAGCAGUUUGAUUUAAAAAAAAACUUUUGAGUUGCAUUAAUGUGAUCAUUUGAAUAUUUGUUUUACGUUUAUUAACCGGCAAAGUAAUCGCAUCAUACAAGGUAGGUAGUUAAUUUUUAACCUUAUUAGUAGUGACUUUGUUGAUGCCUUUGAUGACGGUUGACUGCAUAUGGUAUUCCAUUACCUUGACUAGAGUAUGUAUAUAUAAAAUAAGUAGUUAUUAAAGUUUGUACAAAAAGAAAACUUUGCAAAUAAAAUGAAAACUAAGAUUGUUUUUAUUUUCCACCGGUUGCAUUUUAUUUCGCAAAGGUAAAGGCUUGUAAAAAAAAAUGCGCUGUAAAGUGAUAAAAAGCCAUAAAAAAUAUUGACAGGAAAUAUGCUUGCGGCAUUUUUGGCGAUCUGCAGAGCAUGUUUUAAUCAUUUUUAACUUCUAUGAAAAUUGUUGGAAAUUGUACUCUUUAUAAGAGUUAGAAACUGUAUAUGAGAGUGUUAUUAUAUUCAUCGAUUCUGGUUAUAAUUUCAUUCUUCAUCGUUUUACUACAGAGAGAGAGGUUCAUGUAUAAUGUUAACUAGUAUUUGUAAAUUGUAAAUGAUAAAAACUAAUAAAAAAAAGUCUAAUAUUUA
Messenger RNA from Anoplophora glabripennis (Asian longhorned beetle), 7516 nucleotides. RefSeq names its product KAT8 regulatory NSL complex subunit 1 (gene nsl1). The record is from RefSeq and is a predicted model, not a curated record. NCBI's taxonomy places the organism in Eukaryota, Metazoa, Arthropoda, Insecta, Coleoptera, Cerambycidae. Gene Ontology annotation, cellular component: NSL complex. Gene Ontology annotation, molecular function: histone acetyltransferase binding. The coding region runs from base 770 to 3961 and encodes 1063 amino acids. The transcript is spliced from 7 exons.